Panicum virgatum (switchgrass) is the source of this 1394-nucleotide messenger RNA. RefSeq lists its product as uncharacterized. Bases 448 to 1179 code for a protein of 243 amino acids. The record is from RefSeq and is a predicted model, not a curated record. The transcript is spliced from 3 exons. Lineage: Eukaryota; Viridiplantae; Streptophyta; Magnoliopsida; Poales; Poaceae.
AAACCCGAGCAGCGCCGCGCCGCGCGCGCGGAAUCGGGUUGUGGAGGCGUCGGCGUCGGCGAAUAAGAGGAUGGAAGCGGAAGAUGAGACGGUGUCGCUGUCCCCGGAGGAAGAGGAGGCGCUGGCGAGGGAGGCGGACGCCCGUCGUGGCCCAUGCACCAUCUUGGGAGUGGAGAUCGAUGACAUUCUCGGCAUGCGGGGGGAAAACGAGGGAACCGCGUUGUGGAGGGUGAGGAAGGCUCAGCUGGCUGACGAGGCGACGAUGGAGCGUGUGAGGGUGGAACUGGGGUGCGGGGAUCUGAGAAGGUGGAAGAGCCAAACGAGGAGGAUCUAGAGGUGAUAGGAUCAGACUAUGAAGCCUGGGUUGCUAGCCAGUUUCGCGACGAGUGGAUAGCUCGGUAUUCCGCUCGCUUUGGUUCAUUCGAUGACACCACAAGGCUCUGCCCCAUGCGUUUUACAGAUGAGCCAGCACCUGGUUACACUGCGUUCCCCAUGGGCACUCUACAGGUCUUUUCAGUCAAGGUUGCUGGAAUAAAAAGGGGCUUACAGUGGCCACUGGAUGUGUUUGGUUUUGUCGCCGUACGUGACUCCAUUGACAAGAAUCGCAAAAUUAUCUUCAGCCGCACGAGGAACAACUGCCAAACUCUCACUGAAAAGGAUCGAUAUUUAGUACUGACAGGUCCAACCCGUGCUGUUGUGUUGCCGCCUUAUGUCACCGUUGAGGUUAAGCUGACAAUCAAGGGCCCUACUGAAUCCGAGGAUAAAGAGUUGAGCUUUCUAGCUGUGCGAUUAUUUGGUAGACAAGGCACACGAUAUUCGUACCAGUUUCGCCGUUAUAAAACUAGCAAGGUUAGAACUUUGGAGUUUGCAGUUGGCCAUAUUGUUGAAUCUGUGGAGGCCACAAUAUUUGUGCGUGUCAUUGAUGGUUCAUGGCCAGACAGUUGUUGCGGCCAAUUUGCUGCCUUUAGCACUGGAGUUCGUGAAAAGGGUUUCAGAACCAUUGAUAACCAGAAAAUCGUCUUGCUUGAUUCUAGACGUGAGAAAGUGCUUGUUACCAGUGAUGGCGAGAUCGAGCUUUCACGGCGUGUUGUUUCUGUUGCAAAGAGAGGAACGCUGAAGGUUUAUGUGAAGUCAUGGGGUUGGGAGACAUCUAAAAGUAAAAAAAAUUAUUGCGGAUGAUGAAUGGGUUUUCGCACCUCAGGAAUCGAAGAGAAGCUAUGGCAGGCUUGAUACUGGUUUUUGUAAGAUGGAAGUUACAGUCGCUUGGUCCCUCAUUUCAUAUGAACCAGUCGUUUUGAAUGUUUAAGAAUAGCUAUCCUUUUUGUAGCAGGAUAUAUCUAUAUCUAUACCUAUUAUAUAUUAUUAAAGCGAGUAAAAUUUUAAUCUUAAAUUUU